AUGUAUACAGUAAUGUAUAUCCCAGCUCCCCUGUACUCCAUUAUAGUGAUAGGACAUGUUGUACACAGUACUUACUGUCCCCCGAUUCCCCCGCGUCGGGGGAGAGGGUGUCUUCUCUCAGAGGAGAGCGGAUCUCUCCUGCACCUGUCCCCUCCGCGGCGGUGCCGCAGAAGCCAGAAACUGGAAGUUGUAAACCUGAACUUGGUUUCACAUUGAGGCUUGGAGCGCAGGUGCACUGCUCACCACAGAGGAAUUUUUCUCCUCACAUUUGGCGAGCGGGCGAGCGGCUUUUUCAAGCCCUGAUAUAG
Messenger RNA from Staurois parvus, 308 nucleotides. The record is from the annotation of a GenBank genome assembly. Lineage: Eukaryota; Metazoa; Chordata; Amphibia; Anura; Ranidae.